This is a messenger RNA of Paramecium tetraurelia, 588 nucleotides long. RefSeq lists its product as uncharacterized. Gene Ontology annotation, biological process: protein stabilization; cellular response to heat; protein folding. The annotation marks the transcript as partial. Lineage: Eukaryota; Ciliophora; Oligohymenophorea; Peniculida; Parameciidae. Gene Ontology annotation, molecular function: ATP-dependent protein folding chaperone; ATP hydrolysis activity; ATP binding. The transcript is spliced from 2 exons. Gene Ontology annotation, cellular component: plasma membrane; cytosol; perinuclear region of cytoplasm. The record is from RefSeq and is a predicted model, not a curated record.
AUGGAUAAUAAAUGGAUUAAUUUCUAUUUAUUAAGUGAUCAUAUAAACAGUCGUCUGAUCUAACAUAACAUACUUCUAAUCCAACAUUAUCCAUAUAUUAAAUAUUAUACCUAAUAUUUUAUUUUAGGUGGUAUUCAAGCAAGAAUGCAACUGAAUUAACUUCAUUCGAUGACUAUAUUGAAAGAUCAAAACCAGGAUAAGACUCUAUCUAUUAUUUGGCAGGUGAAAAUAAGGAAUAAUUGUUGCUUAAUCAAAAAAGGAUAUGAAGUCUUAUUGUUGGAAGAUCCAGUCGAUGAAUUCACAUUCUAACACUUGAAUGAAUAUAAACAAAAGAAACUCACUAAUGUUGGCAAAGGUGACUUCAAAUAACCAGAAGAUAAUGAUGAACAAAGAAAGAAAUAGAAGGCUUUGAAGAAAGUAUUCUAACCCUUGACUGACUGGUGGAGAAAGUUAUUAUCAGAAAACGUUGAUUCAGUCGUCAUUUCAUAAAGAUUGAUUGAAGAUCCCAUCAUUGUGGUUUCCUCAGAAUCUGGAUAUUCAGCUAAUAGGAAAGAAAACAAAGGCUUAGGCUUAUUCAAGCAAGGGAAG